AUGAGCCAUGUCAGCAAGCCAGGUUUGAGCGAAAGCAAUUCAGUCGAGCUACUUAAACAACUUGAAGCCUAUGAUUUUUUACUUGAGCAACUUCAGGCCGGCUUCAGCGCUGGCUUCUACCAGUUGAGCAGAGCUAAUUAUCACAACAAAGAUACAAUAAGAGGGCGUUACGGAAGCGACUAUUGGGAUCAGACAUUCAAAGGAACCCAGUUUAUAACAGCUCAAGGGCCGAAACUGGCACGUCUGCCAGAAUCUCAGGUUCUAGAGAUACUUGAGUCCGAGGACGAGUCGAGCAGUGAAAGUGACGAGAAGGACGAAGUAUUGAGGAAGCGCAAGGAGGGCCAGUCAUCAGAGCGUAAGAAGGCGGGCCUCAAAAAAAGGCUUCCUGACCCGCUCUUGAUGUUUGGAGGGGCACUAUCCAUACCAUCGUCUUUACGGCAGUGUCAAAGUAGCUUUAAGGGUUCCAUAGAGUCGGUCAUCGAAUUAGCGAACUGUCGAAGAAGGAUAGAAGAAUUGAUAUCAAAUACACAAGACUGA
This is a messenger RNA of Lachancea thermotolerans CBS 6340, 537 nucleotides long. RefSeq names its product Vma22p (gene VMA22). Gene Ontology annotation, biological process: vacuolar proton-transporting V-type ATPase complex assembly. Bases 1 to 537 code for a protein of 178 amino acids. The transcript has a single exon. The record is from RefSeq and is a predicted model, not a curated record. Gene Ontology annotation, cellular component: Vma12-Vma22 assembly complex; extrinsic component of endoplasmic reticulum membrane. Lineage: Eukaryota; Fungi; Ascomycota; Saccharomycetes; Saccharomycetales; Saccharomycetaceae.